Molecule: messenger RNA, 603 nt
Organism: Babesia bigemina
Lineage: Eukaryota; Apicomplexa; Aconoidasida; Piroplasmida; Babesiidae
Exons: 4
Coding region: 1-603 (200 amino acids)
Source: RefSeq, a predicted model, not a curated record
AUGGGACUGGUAUCUCUGUACUGCAUGACACGCGGCUGUCGUAUGGCUGCCGGCAGACGGGGGUCGGUAGCUUGGCCCUGCGAAAACAGGUUGGCGGUUACAGCGGUUGAGGGGACUGGGCGCGGCAGUGGUACGUGUUGUAGUUGGUUGAGGGGAGUGGGCGCGGCAGUGGUUGAGGGGACUGGGAGCGGGGGGAAGAUGGUGACGGGGGAGAGGUAUCUUGACAACCAGUGUAAUACUAAUUGUAAUAUCGCUACUUGUAGUUGCUGCCCCUGGUGUUGUGACAAAUGUAAUAGUAGAAGCAAGUGCAGUAUAUGUUCUGAGAUAAAUACACCGCUCAGAGAGCGAAAGGUAUGCCGUCCUUCGGGAUGUGGUGCUGGAGAUUAUACAUGUACCAGCGAGGCUUGUGAAUGUAACUGUUGUGAACAGAAACGCUCUACCUCCCGUGCUCAGCACCGGGUCUCCGGUCAACAGUCUACUACCGAUUCUUCCCCCAUCCCUUACAUCAUCGUCCCCGUCGCCCUCAUCAUCGUCGUCAUCUGCGUCAUGAUAUACUUCCGCAUCCGGCCGUUCCACAGGGUGCGGUAUCUACUGCGCAGCUGA